GGGAAGAGAAGGAGCUGCUGGACAGUGAUGAGCCUGAAAAAUGUAGGCUGGGUUAGAAGAGGGAGAAGGGAAAUCUGUAUGACCUGAAAAUACUCAGCGUAGAUUCUUAUUAAAUACAUUGGAACACACUCGAUGACAGCUCUCUCCUCUCUCUAGGGUCUGAAGGAAUAGGCCAUGGUCAACCAAGCUCCCGGGGGGCUUCCUCCUUCUGGGCUUUUCUGAACACCCAGGACUGGAAAAGGGUCUUUUCACGAUGGCCUUGAUUUCAUACCUCCUGACCAUGGUGUGCAACACACUCAUCUUCCUGCCGUCCAUGCUGAACCCCAGGCUCCACUCUCCAAUGUACUUUUUCUUCUCCAAACUCCCCUUCUUGGAUAUCUGCUUCACCACAAGUUUUGUCCCCCAGAUGCUGCUCAACCUCUGGGGCCCAAAGAAGACCAUUAGUUUCCUUGGCUGCUCUGUCCAGCUCUUCAUCUUCAUGCCUCUGGGGACCACUGAGUGCAUCCUGCAGACAGUGACGGCCUUUGACUGCUAUGCGGCUGUCCGCCAGCCCUUCCACUAUGCCACCAUCAUCCACCCCCACCUCUGUGGGCAGCCGGUGGCUGUCACCUGGGUCAUAGGUAUGGUCCAAUCAAUAGUUCAGGCGCCAGCCACCCUCCACUUAACCUUCUGCCCCCAGGGGCAGAUAGAUGACUUUUCAUGUGAGGUCCCAUCUCUAAUUCAGCUCUCCUGUUUUUGUGGGGACAUCACCUACAAUGAGAUCCAGAUGGUUGUUGCCAGUGUCUUCAUCUUUAUUGUGCCUCUCACUUUCACCCUUGUCUCUUACAGUGCCAUCACCCAGGCAGUGGUGAGAGUUACCUUGGCAAAGGGGAGGAGGAAGGCUUUUGGGACCUGCUGCUCCCAUCGCAUGGUUAUCAUUAUCUUCUACAGCUCAGUCAUUGCUGUCUACCUCCAGCCCCAAAAUUCCUAUGCCCAAAAGAGGGGCAAGUUCUUUGGUCUCUUUUAUGCAGUGGGAACCCCUAUACUUAACCCUCUCAUAUAAACCCUCUGGAACAAGCAGUUAAAGAGGGCAUUCAUGAGGUUGCUGGGGAAGGAUGA
Messenger RNA from Loxodonta africana (African savanna elephant), 1098 nucleotides. Its product is annotated as olfactory receptor 2H2-like. The transcript has a single exon. Gene Ontology annotation, cellular component: plasma membrane. Gene Ontology annotation, biological process: G protein-coupled receptor signaling pathway; detection of chemical stimulus involved in sensory perception of smell. NCBI's taxonomy places the organism in Eukaryota, Metazoa, Chordata, Mammalia, Proboscidea, Elephantidae. The record is from RefSeq and is a predicted model, not a curated record. Gene Ontology annotation, molecular function: olfactory receptor activity. The coding region runs from base 254 to 1042 and encodes 262 amino acids.